GUUACAGUAAUACCCUCAUCCCUCGAUGUGCAAAAGUUAAAUGUUAUGAAGCUCGUAAAACAGAGAGCCUCGUGUUCCUCGUACCCAAUCCUCACCACCACAGGCCCACAGACUCUCUGAUAAAGCAGACUUUCCCGCCAAAAAACAAAACAUGCUUCUUACCACUCACCUCUCUUCACCUCCUCUAUGUUCUGUAUACACUCAGCCCCACAAAAGAGAAGAGAGAAAGAAAAAAGAGACCAAAGAUGAAUAGCUCGUCGAAGGUGAUAAUGGCGGCCACUAUGGUUAUGGUAGUGAGCUUGGUAAUGGUUCUAAGCUUAGUGUUAGUACUACUAGCCGAACUCUACUGCUCUCUCUUACUCGGCCGCCGCCGCCGCCGUAAUCACUCCCUCACCCUCCCCACCACCACAAUCACCGCCGCUGCAAACACCACAAGUCUCGCUCAAGCCAUUUCAACAUGCAACGACCCUUCACCAUCUAACACCAAUCCUCUAACCACAGGCGGCCUUCAAACUCCAAACCCUUUUCUCACAACCAACAAAACCUGCCUUCAUCAUGAGUCUUCAUCCUUACCAGCUUCCCCUGCACCCGUUGAUAACUUCAUCUACAUAUCCAACCCAAUGUACUCGAACGACGCUACAAGUAAACCAACCACGCCUUUCGAGACCCCUGAGUCUUCACCGUCCAGGCUCGAGACCGGAGACUCCUCUUCUUCUUCUUCCGGCGAGGAAGAAAACGAUGUAACGCCGACGUUGACUCCAAUGAAGGAUCUUCCUGAAAAGGCAUGCUCUGUUUCUCUACAAGACAAUGCGAGGUCGUUGGAGAGUUCAGCUAGUGAAUCCAACAACGAGAAGGACAAAGACGGUGGCUUGUCUACGUCGUCUGGUUCGCCGUCGUAUACUUCUCCGUCGUGGUAGUGUGUUUGUUUAUUAGUUUAAUUAAUGAGAUGAUUCAUGUUUGUUUUUUUUUAUAAUUGAAAUUUUUGGACUUUGUCUUGGAAUGUGUAUGACAUAUUAUGGCGCGACGACCCAAGCCACGCUUGUUUUUA
Brassica oleracea var. oleracea is the source of this 1048-nucleotide messenger RNA. Its product is annotated as putative protein TPRXL. Bases 246 to 917 code for a protein of 223 amino acids. The record is from RefSeq and is a predicted model, not a curated record. Lineage: Eukaryota; Viridiplantae; Streptophyta; Magnoliopsida; Brassicales; Brassicaceae. The transcript has a single exon.